AUGAAUCAUAAUAUUAUACCAACUGCUAAAGUUGGUCUAUUAUGUUUAUCUUGGUUAUUAUUCACUCAAUUCUUAUCUUCAAAUAAAGUAGUAUCACCAGCAAGAUGUAGGAAAUUAGUACACAUUGGAACAGGUAUAAUAUAUGUAAUGUCAUGGGGAUUAUAUCCAAUAAAUGAUCCAUCAUCUAGAUUGUAUUGUUCGAUUAUACCUGCAUUGGUUACAUUUCAAUUUACAUUGGUUGGUAUGGGAUUGUUAAAGGAUAAAAAGGUGGUUGAUUCCAUGUCACGCUCUGGUAAUCCUAGAGAACUACUGUUUGGACCAGCUACAUAUGGUAUCAUUUUCGUAUUGUCUACUAUCAUUUAUUGGGCAAACUCACCGGUUGGUAUCACUGCCCUAUCACUUUUAUGUUUUGGUGAUGGCUUUGCAGGUCUCAUUGGAAGUGAGUUUGGUCGUGCAAGAAUACCUUAUAAUCGUUCGAAAACCAUCGUUGGUUCUGUAUCAUUUGUCAUCUUUUCAGUCGUUGGAAGUUUGAUGCUUCUCACUAUCAUCCAAUCCUAUGGUUAUCUCAUUCAUUUCUCGUUGUAUGCUUUUAUACCUUCACUCAUUGUAGUGUCCAUUAUAGGUGCCAUCGUUGAAUCACUUCCCAUCGAAGACUGGGAUAAUAUCACUGUUUUCAUGUGUUGUGUUUUGGUUUUAGGUUGGUCAAAUUAUGAUUUAUUAAUCAUUUAA
This is a messenger RNA of Cavenderia fasciculata, 729 nucleotides long. RefSeq lists its product as uncharacterized. NCBI's taxonomy places the organism in Eukaryota, Evosea, Eumycetozoa, Acytosteliales, Cavenderiaceae. The transcript is spliced from 2 exons. Bases 1 to 729 code for a protein of 242 amino acids. The record is from RefSeq and is a predicted model, not a curated record. Gene Ontology annotation, molecular function: kinase activity.